CUUACAGUCACACGGCUACUAUAUCAUGCUUAUCGACAGUCGACAAUUCCGUCGAAUGAUCGUUCUAUCCGUCUGUGUAAUAUUUUGUGAAUUCCGAUCGGUUCGUCAAAUCAAUUUAUUUUCAAGUCGACUUUGCCAUUAGGCAUUAACCAGCUGUUCACAGUACGCGUGUCUCUACACCGGGCGUCGUCACCGUUGCCAAAUUUUCCGCCAAAAACACACCACUCAUCCCUCACUCCGCCCCACCACGCCUACGACACAUCACAACACAACAAGUGGUCAUGGGGUGCCGCGUAAAAUCGCAGUCGUUGUCCGCUCGUCCAUUGUUUAUAUUAUACCCAUCUCAUAUCUUAUAUCAGUCGUAUCUCGCAAGCCGUAUUCUUGUUCAUUAUUUUAAUAUUGCACCUUGCACAGUUGCACUUGGACGGAUAAAUCAUGGUCGUCUCCGUCGAGGAAGUCCGCAAUGAGUUGGAUCGCAUCUUCGACUCGAGUUCGUCUGACAUUCAACGAAUUACGAAGUGUAGAAUUCUAUUGAAUAACGUAAUUUCAACAUGGUCCACCGAUGUUUUGGAAAUGUUGAAAGAAGUCAUCAAAUUCCUUGCUCAAGAUAACGUCAACCUGUUCGUAUCUCGUCAGAUGUUCUCCGAUUUCUGUAUGCGGCUUUUACCCGUAUUGCCGGACUCACAGUAUAAGCUAUUGGCUCAAUUCAUGCUAAAAGAAAUGCAACCGAGAGAGGUUAAUUUUGAAUAUCAUAUGUCCAUUAUCUGUCACCAUUUAUCAUACAUUUAUGAGAAAGAAGAAAAUUGGAAGGAAGCAGCCAAUUUUCUAGCCAGCAUUCCAGCAGAAUCGUAUUACAGAUUUUCUGUUGAUUAUGAAAUGGAAUUAUACUUGAAAAUUGCACAACUUUACAUGGAAGAUGAUGAUCCAUUGAUAGCGGAUCCUUACAUUAAAAAAACUUCAGUGUUGAAAUUUUUAACAUCAAACAAUGAUCUUCUUUUAACUUAUAAAGUUUGUUAUGCACGAAUGUUGGAUUUCCGUUUGAAAUUUAUUGAGGCUGCACAAGAAUAUCAUGAAUUGUCUAACUGCCAAUCAUUAAAUGUAAAUGAACGUUUGACAGCAUUGAAGAAUACCCUUGUCUGUACGAUAUUAUCAUUUUCCGGUGAAAUUCGAACUCAGUUGUUGAAAUCAUUGUUUGAUGAUGAAAGAUGUAAAAUCUUUAUAAAAACUUCAACUCUUGGAAAACUAUGUUCGCUUCAAAUCAUUAAAUCUCAUGAAAUUAAUGAGAUAGCAAAAUUGUUGUUGCCACAUCAGAAGGCCGAAACAAAUUAUGGCACAUCUAUAUUGGUUGAAGCUAUAGCGCAACAUAAUAUUCAAUCUAUCGAAAGACUUUAUGAAAAUAUCAAAAUUGAGUCACUUGGCCGCUUGUUGGGAUUUGAACCAUGUAAAGCCGAAUUAAUGGUAGGAAGAAUGAUAUCCGAAGGACGCAUAGAAGGUUCAAUUAAUCAGAAAAACGGUUUUAUAACAUUUAAACUCCGAAACCCAAAUGAAUUGUUAGAAUCUUGGACUGAAAUUAUUGAAUCCCUGAACAAUCAGUUUAACCGUAUGAAUGAACUCUUAUUGGCAAACAGUUCAUUACAGAAAGAUAAGAAAGAUCAUACAGAUGUUUAAAUGUCAUUGUUGGAAUACAAUUAAUAAGAGGUUUGCAAACGGUCAUUUAUUUAAAUCAAAACAAAUAAAUCUUUUGUCAAUCACACCAAUGAACAUUGUCAUGGGAUUAUACUCUUGAAAUUUUAAAUGUUGACAUAUUAAUGAAAUCUGAUCAGUUUAAAGAUGUCUAUCGGUAGGAUUGACUAAAAGUACAUACAUAUGAGCAUAAUAUAUCUGUUAUUGUUCACGCGCAAGACACAAAGUUGGUGACUUUUUAACGCUCUGUUAUUAAUUUUUUAUUAUAGUCUCACACACUUAUGAUUACUACACAUACAUUUACAAGAUCAUCAUGCACACACUUAAAAAAUUACCAAUAUUGAACUCUGAAAAAUGUUUUGUUUGCAAUCCCCCUAAGUACAUUGAUUUAUGUAUAUUU
Acyrthosiphon pisum (pea aphid) is the source of this 2083-nucleotide messenger RNA. Its product is annotated as COP9 signalosome complex subunit 4-like. Bases 436 to 1668 code for a protein of 410 amino acids. The transcript is spliced from 9 exons. Lineage: Eukaryota; Metazoa; Arthropoda; Insecta; Hemiptera; Aphididae. Gene Ontology annotation, cellular component: COP9 signalosome; cytosol. The record is from RefSeq and is a predicted model, not a curated record.